AAAUAUAUAUAUAUUAGAUUUGUUAACUCUGUUAACUUAAGUCUUUAAGAUUCAAUGGGGAUGAAAACGCUUUUUCUCGCUUUUCUCCUUUGUGGUUUUGUCUAUUCUAUUGACUGGGAUGUAGAAACGGCGUUAGAUAAAUUUGUAAAAGCGGAUGAUGGUGCAUUUGAAUGGGCAAGUAUUCGUGAAGAAAAAUAUGAAAAUUUCACUCACCAUGUUUUAAACAUGACAUCUCAAUAUUGGAAAAAUGAUAGCUGGUCUGAUGCUAGAGUUUGGUAUCAUUUUCUUCAUGUUCUCGUUCCAAAUGAAAUUGAAUUUAGCGAAAGUUCCAUCUUGUGGAUUGAAGGAGGAAGAAGAGGGAGAGACCCACCAACAGUAGAUGACAACGUUUUCUUGGGGGUUCUUUCUGAUAUUUGUCAAGAUAUAAAGGGAAUUGUUGCUAUGUUACAAAUGAUACCUUAUCAACCAAUAGUUUAUGGUAAUGACCCCGAACAAAAGAGAAGAAGUGAAGAUGACAGUAUAGCAUACACAUGGAGACAAUACAUUGAAAAUCCAGCUGAUCCUGAAAUUCUCUUGCAAUUUCCCAGUACCAAAGCAGCUGUAAAAGCCUUGGAUGCCAUCCAAGAAUUCACAAAGCAAGUUCGACCAGAGACUAACAUUGAUAAAUUUUUAGUAUCAGGGGGAUCCAAGAGAGGAUGGAUCAGUUGGUUAUUAGGAUGUGUUGAUAAAAGAGUAAACGCUAUGGCACCUGUCGUGUUAACUGCCGUUAACUUUCAAGAGAAUUUGAGAAGGCAUUGGAGAGCUCUUGGGGGCUGGUCAUUUGCUUUAAAAGAUUAUUAUAAUCAAAAUAUUACGAAAGAUCUUAACUCUCCAGUUGUGACAGAGAUGAUGAAACACAUUGAUCCCUUCAGUUAUAAAGAAAGGUUAACCAUGCCAAAAGUUAUUGUUGCUGCUUGCGGAGACGAAUUCUUUAGACCAGACGACUCUCAUGUCUUUUUCAACGAAUUACCAGAACCAAAAUAUAUGCUAUUGCUUGCUAAUGCUCAACACACUCUUGUUGGUUCCUAUCAUAGAGUUAUAAGCACAUUAGAAGCUUUGUUUAUUGGAGUUAAUACUCCUGGCUAUCAAUUGCCAAAGUUAAGUUGGGAAAGAGGAUCGCUUCCAAACGGUGGUUAUAUAAGAUUAACAUCAAACGAUAAUCCGUAUGAAGUUAAUGCUGUGUCCGCUGAAACCGGUGAAAGAAGUAAAAGAGAUUUUAGACUUGUAACCGGAAUCCCACCUUAUGUUAAUCCCGUUCUUUGGGAAUGGGAGGACGCUAACAAUACAGCACCCGGUGUUUGGGAAGCAAAGUACAAUGAAGAAGAUGAUGUUUAUGUUGGUAUGAUCAUGGAGGCAUACUUUAGAGGACCUAAAGAAGAUACACACUUUGAGUUUACAACAGAAAUCCAGGUUCUACCAGAUACUUUCCCAUUCGAAGAUUGUGUAGGGGAUGGGUGCCGCGGCGAACUUGUUUAA
Molecule: messenger RNA, 1515 nt
Organism: Dimorphilus gyrociliatus
Lineage: Eukaryota; Metazoa; Annelida; Polychaeta; Dinophilidae
Source: the annotation of a GenBank genome assembly